GACCUACCCCCGCCCGCACGAGUACCUGGACGUGUCCGCUCUACCCGAGAGCUGGGACUGGAGGAACGUGAACGGCAUCAAUUACGCCAGCACGACGCGGAACCAGCACAUCCCCCAGUACUGCGGGUCCUGCUGGGCCCACGGCAGCACCAGCGCUUUAGCAGAUCGUAUCAAUAUAAAGAGAAAAGGUGCGUGGCCUUCUGCCUACCUCUCUGUUCAGAAUGUGAUUGAUUGUGCUGAUGCGGGAUCCUGUGAAGGUGGAGACCACUCAGGUGUUUGGAUGUAUGCCCAUGACCAUGGCAUUCCAGAUGAGACCUGCAACAACUACCAAGCUAAGGAUCAAAAAUGUAAGAAGUUUAACCAGUGUGGAACUUGUGUCACUUUUGGAGAAUGCCAUGUGAUAAAGAACUACACUCUCUGGAAAGUUGCUGACUAUGGGUCUGUCAGUGGAAGAGAAAAAAUGAUGGCAGAAAUCUAUACUAAUGGACCAAUUAGCUGUGGCAUAAUGGCUACUGAAAAGUUGGAUGCUUACACUGGUGGACUUUAUACAGAAUACAACCCCUCGCCGGAGGUGAAUCACAUUGUAUCUGUGGCUGGCUGGGGUGUAGAAAAUGGAACAGAAUACUGGAUUGUUCGUAACUCAUGGGGUGAACCCUGGGGUGAAAGAGGGUGGCUGAGAAUUGUGACAAGCGCGUAUAAAGGUGGAAGAGGAGCAGAGUACAAUCUUGCUAUUGAAGAGGACUGUGCAUAUGGAGAUGUUGUACUUCCUUGAUUGUAUAUUGUACAUUUUGCUGUUUAGGAGCUACUUUGUUUGGAAGCUUACCAGCACAACCUUCUUCUGUUUAAAGAAUAGCAGUCUAAAUUCUUUCACAGUUCAACACCAUCAGGUAGUUCUGCAAAAUUAGCCCAGAUAGCAACACACAGUGUCGUCAAAGUAAAAUAAAUACAGAGCUACCUUUAGAUAAAUUAUAACUUAAAGUAAUUUAUG
Molecule: messenger RNA, 988 nt
Organism: Balearica regulorum gibbericeps (East African grey crowned-crane)
Lineage: Eukaryota; Metazoa; Chordata; Aves; Gruiformes; Gruidae
Source: RefSeq, a predicted model, not a curated record